AUGCCCAAGGCUUGCGAUGAGAAGGCUCCGGUUGCUGCUCUCCGGAAUGUCCAGAUUCUCAUCUCUUUGGUCGGCCACUCUGCGAUCGACUGCCAGUACGAUCUGAUCAGAGCUAUCCCGAAGACCAAGAUUCAAUUGUUUGUUCCUUCCAAUCUCGCCGUCCAUUACCGCAGGCAGGGACUAGGGACAGAGCCCAUCAGUGCCAAGAUCAAAGUAGGAGAGGCAGCGGAGAGGCUGGGCGUGCCAACAGCAGUCGUGCUGACCGGCAACGUCGCGGAAUUUGCGCUUGAUACACCUCUAUCGGAACUGACACCCACCGGGGACAAGAUCGCACAAGCGCUUGACCAGAGGUUCGGAGCGACUUCAGCGAAGCACACGGGUUCUAUUGAAGAGGUCACUCGCCGGGUGAACGCCAUGAUCGAGGCCAACGACCCACUAGCGCUUGCCUGGUACACGCGUAAGAACUGUGGAAAUGGCGAUCAGCUAAAAUUUCUCGGGUCGAAUAUGUCGGAGGUGGAGGGUUAUGAGACAGAAUCCAUUGAGGACUUGCUGGUGGCAGAAAACUCGGAAAGUAUCGGGCUCGGCCGGAAGAGACUACGCGAAGCGCUUUACUAG
Aspergillus brunneoviolaceus CBS 621.78 is the source of this 615-nucleotide messenger RNA. RefSeq lists its product as uncharacterized. The transcript has 4 exons. Bases 1 to 615 code for a protein of 204 amino acids. The record is from RefSeq and is a predicted model, not a curated record. NCBI's taxonomy places the organism in Eukaryota, Fungi, Ascomycota, Eurotiomycetes, Eurotiales, Aspergillaceae.